GCAAAAGUCACCGUCAUCGAACGUUUCCCAGAACUACGAAAUAAUGGCCACGUUGUCGACAUCCGGACCCUUGGAUUUCUAGUAAUGCGCAAGAUGGAAGGGCUCGAGGCUGCCGUGAAAGCCAAAGUGGUACCUAUGGAUGGAAUAAGCAUCGUGGAUAACAGUGGUCACCCAUAUAUCAUAAUUACUGCCACUGGAAACCCCGACCAGCAAUCACUUGUCCCGAGUAUGAAAUAAAUCGUGGAGACUUGGUGAAGAUAUUCUACCAGAUGACCAAAGACAAUGAAAAUAUCAAUUAUAUUUUCAGUGAGCAAGUUGCUUCAAUGCAGCAGAAAGAGCAAGAAGAAGGGUCUCCAAUAACAGUGGAAUUCUUCAAUGGCUCGCCUACUUCUGAGUAUGGUGCGUGCUCAAUUCUUGAAGUUACCAGCGCAAAGAUCAACGCUGGGUGAUUCUUAUACUGGAGAAUUUCUCGGAAUUCAUGUUUGCUUCAAGAUUUACUCAUUAUUUACCGAAAGAUGCUAAUUCACAUCCCACAGAUCUUGUCGUUGCUUGCGAUGGUGCAGCCUCAAGAACUCGGGCGAUGGGGCUUGAAUGUGGCAUCCGAGAUUACGUCCAGCCUACCAACUCCUGGGUGGCCUUUUUCUCAAUAAAAGAGAAUCUGCUUGAUGGAAGCAAGAUAGGAAAAGCACACAACGCAAUUGGAGGACGGUUUUUUGGUAUGGGGCAGAAUCCAAUGGGGGGCAAUCGAGCCGUGAUCCAGUCACUGAAUGCAGGGAAUUUACCACAAUUUCGUGAGGCAAGAGAUAAAGGGGCCCAUCACCUUAAACAGUUUGUCGCGCAGCAUUAUAAAGGAGCCGGUUGGAAAAUCGACGAGCUUCUCAAAUGUAUAAUGGAGUCUAAGGACUUUUACGCCAACGAGAUUGCUCGUAUCAAGCCGCCAACUUUAUUCAAAGGACGAUUUGUGCUCGUCGGCGAUGCGGGCUAUGGAGGUUCUGCGGGUACCGGAACAAGCCUUGCUAUGACUGGCGGUUAUUUUUUGGCUGGCGAGAUUCCGAAAAAUGAGGGGAAUCUUGCAGCUGGACUUCGAGGUUACGAAGAAAAGAUGCUGCCGUAUGUGAAAGAAUUACAAACGGUUCCAUUAUUCCUGUAUUCAGUCCUUGGACCACAAACAGCUUGGGGAUUAUGGCUACGAAAUAAGAUUUUGGCUUUUAUUUCUUGGACUGGAAUUUUAGGAUUUGUGCAGAAACACUUCGCCGCCGGAUUUGCGAAUGGGAAUAAAUACACGCUCCCGGAAUAUGAAUGGGUUUCAUGA
Molecule: messenger RNA, 1312 nt
Organism: Hymenoscyphus albidus
Lineage: Eukaryota; Fungi; Ascomycota; Leotiomycetes; Helotiales; Helotiaceae
Source: the annotation of a GenBank genome assembly